UGCGGUGAAAAUCGAGAACCCAAAAAUAAUAGAAUUGGUCAUUGUGAAAGUGCAGCACCCCGUUCUUUUGACACAAUUGUUAUGGAAAAUGAGUUAUGAUCCAGUCCUCAGACAUUUUAUGGUUACCAGUAAUCCCUCCUACAGGGCUGGGCAAGGCGUUCAGCAACAGGCGCAAGACAUGGAUCCAAGACUACCGGUCAAACUGCAGGAAAAUGUAGCUGAUUUGGGAGGCCUUGCGAAGCAGAUUCUACGCGGAUCGAAAUCCAACGAGCAUUUGAUGCAAGCGGCACGCAAUCUAGCCAUGCAAGAAUCUACUGUUGACAAUUCGUCUCAUAAUGUGAAAAAGAUGAGUCUGAUGGUGUCACAGCUGCAGUUCCAGGCAGAAGCCAUUGAAAGAAGCUUGGAGGUGAUGGAUACACUACAAGACCAACUCCAGACCCUUCAGAGGUGAUGAAGCCAACCCCACCUCACUCUUGCAUCCCUUAAGACCAACUUCAAAGCUGUCUUCAAAAAGGAAGUUUGUGGUUUAGAGCUUCAGUGUUUAUUUGUCAGAUGGAAGAUGGAUAACUGACCAACUGAGAUUUCCAUUGAAACAGAGGCACGUGUCAUAAUCUGGUCUUGAUUUUCUAAACAAGGAGCUGAAAAAUAAUAAUUUGGCCACAAACUCAAUAUCUUUGCAGACCUUGACAUAACCAUUGCACCCACAGCGAUUGCCGUGGGGCCCUGUGCUUUUGCUGUGGUACCCUUUGCAAAGUUCUAACACAAAUUUUCAUUUUCCUCAUAGAAGUUUACCUUGCCAGAGGGAAAUUGUUAUACUUUUAGGGGCCCAUCUUGGUAUCCACUCUUUCUUCCAAAUUGGGUUUUAUCUCUCUUGGCAGACAAACAAGUGACUUUAUCCUGUCUUGAUUUUACUCUUGCCAAGUUGCAAAAUGUUAAUAAGUUGCAAAAUUUUUGUUUUGAGAAGUGGUUAUCAUAGUUUUUGAGAUGAUUAGAGAGGUACUAACCACUGAGCUCAUGUCAGGCAUGGCUGCCCAAUUGUGUCUUUAAAAAAGCUGCAAGCCAGUUGCAAAUUAGAUAUAAAUGCUUUCUGGUACAAUGACAUGCUUGUAUAGUCACAGGUGACUGCGUAAAUAUGUCACAUGGACUAGGGUUUCGCAUAGUUACAUAAGAUAGGACAAACGCGCAUAAUUUAUCACGCAAAGUUGUAGGGACUUCCUAUUGUUGUUCGACUAUUCCCUUUUCUAAUGAAAAACUAAUGACUCCUCUUGUGGGGGACACAGUUUUACAAAGAAAAAAAAAUUUUACUCAAUUCUACUCAAUAUAAGCAAAAUCUGCCCAGAACCAUUUGACAUAGCAACCUGUCUUUAAGAAAGUCAGAACCAGAAGUUAUUCAAAUCUAAGAAAGGAAUUGUACCGAAAUUAUUCAUAUCUAAUUUGCAAUUGACAUGAAAUGAAACUAUUAUUUAUUUGGUAUCAGUGUGAUUUCUGUAAAAUAAAUAUAUGCAUUCCAUUAAAAUUACACACACAAAUAAGUGAUUGCAAUUGUAGUCCUUUAUUGCAAAAUUGGUUAGUUCUGUCGUAAAUUUAAUGUAUAAAAAUUGAUCUCCUUAUAAGAAGAAUGUUUACAUAUGAAUUUGUCUUUUACAAAAUGAAAACAAAAAUGAACAUUUAUGGAAAAUAAUUGUUGGACAAUUUACCGACAGAAAGUUGAAAAAACCUGAAUCCUAAUGUCUACACUAAAUCAGUCCUACAUCACUAAUACAGGUGUCUAAGUUCCAACACAUGAUCGGCUAGCAAAUGCUGUGAUUACUACUUGUGGCAUUUUCUUCAAGAAGAUUAUUAUACAUUUUUUAUUUAAAGCACAAAGUGACACUUGACACCAGUUACAAUUUAAAGUGCAUGAUGCGAUAGUACAAUAAAAGUACACCAAAUAUUAAAACGCAAGAUACGACAGUCAAGUAUUUUUCUAUUUUAUGUGUUUAACAGUCCGAGUUGUAAGGUCAAUUGGACAAAACAGUUUUAAAGAAAUAAACAAACAAACAAAAUUCCUAAAAACAGAUCCUCUUUCCUUUCAAUUAUCUCACUCCCCCCCCCCCCAAAUGGAAAACAUCCACACAUAUCAAAAGUCACAAUAUGAAAUACUGACUUAAUUAAAAACUAAACCGAUGGCAAUAUUUUAACCACUUUACAUCGGAUGAUGGCAAAUUUUUCUGGAUCUCCCUUCAAUGGUUCAAAAUGUGUCUUCACUGUCUUCUUACAGCACUCAACUAAUUUUGUUGACGAUUUUGUUCACUUUUUUCAAACUGUAUUGGACAAUCGUUGCAAUUUUAUAAAAGCUUUCAUUAAAAGAUUAAGGAUUUGGCUGGUUGCAGAUUUAAUGCCAUUUAAAUGGAAAUGAUUAGUUUCAAUGCAAA
Messenger RNA from Asterias rubens (European starfish), 2414 nucleotides. RefSeq names its product BLOC-1-related complex subunit 7-like. The coding region runs from base 89 to 451 and encodes 120 amino acids. The record is from RefSeq and is a predicted model, not a curated record. Lineage: Eukaryota; Metazoa; Echinodermata; Asteroidea; Forcipulatida; Asteriidae. The transcript is spliced from 5 exons. Gene Ontology annotation, cellular component: BORC complex.